UGGACCGAUCCAUAUGAACGCUGUUCAGUGUUCAGGGAGAGAGACGUCCAUCACACAGUGUCGCUUUCAGGAGGUUCCACUGCACUCCUGCAAACACAACCAGGACGCAUCUGUGCGCUGCAACGUUCCCAAAACACACUUGACCACCACGGUGCGUCUGUCGGGCGGUCGGGAGGCGGCGGAGGGUCGUGUGGAGGUGUUGAUGGAGGUGAACGGUCAGAAGCGUUGGGGUUCAGUGUGCGGUGAGAACUGGAGCAUUAAUGAAGCGAUGGUGGUGUGCAGACAACUCGGCUUCGGCUUCGCUUCUGCAGCCCAUCAGGUACAAACAUCACAUUCAGUUCUCCUGCUGAGAGUAAUUACAGACUUCUGCAGUGUCAGGAAACUCUGA
Triplophysa rosa is the source of this 388-nucleotide messenger RNA. Its product is annotated as lysyl oxidase homolog 2A-like. Gene Ontology annotation, molecular function: protein-lysine 6-oxidase activity. Gene Ontology annotation, cellular component: membrane. The record is from RefSeq and is a predicted model, not a curated record. Gene Ontology annotation, biological process: peptidyl-lysine oxidation. The transcript has 2 exons. NCBI's taxonomy places the organism in Eukaryota, Metazoa, Chordata, Actinopteri, Cypriniformes, Nemacheilidae. Bases 14 to 388 code for a protein of 124 amino acids.